Messenger RNA from Zophobas morio, 1529 nucleotides. Its product is annotated as zinc finger X-chromosomal protein-like. The record is from RefSeq and is a predicted model, not a curated record. NCBI's taxonomy places the organism in Eukaryota, Metazoa, Arthropoda, Insecta, Coleoptera, Tenebrionidae. Gene Ontology annotation, biological process: regulation of transcription by RNA polymerase II. Gene Ontology annotation, molecular function: RNA polymerase II transcription regulatory region sequence-specific DNA binding; DNA-binding transcription factor activity, RNA polymerase II-specific. Bases 180 to 1412 code for a protein of 410 amino acids. The transcript has 2 exons.
AAGACAAUCCUACCUACACAUGCACAUGACCCACACUUUAUAAAACGAAAAACAGAACUAUUGACUUCACAGUUUAGUCAAGGAAAGAUACAAACACCCAGUAAAUAUCGUAAAGAAUUAACGAGGCAGUUAUGGAAUAAUCAUCAAAAUUGCCACAUUCCACAACACCCUCAUUUUUAAUGGCAAACCACUUCAGACGUCACCACUCGCCCUUGCAGCCCUUCAACUGCGAAAACACAAAUCUUGAAUUUUAUCACUGCAGUGAUUGCAACUUCCGCACAGAAUUGUUAUUCCAUUUUAAACAACACCGUCACAGCAGCGACCUCUCAAAAGAAGCAUUCACCAUUCAAAAAUAUAUUUGUGACAAAUGUAGCUUUGAAACUCAUUUCUUGAUCAAGUGGCUUCAACACAUUACAGUAUGUCCAGAAAAAAACUUCAAUGGAAACGUGUGGUACAACUGCGAUCACUGUACUUACAGAUAUACAACGAAAGAUUCUCUAAAGAAACACACUAUUUUAAAACACUUGAAAGAUGAACAACUGCUUUGGUAUCACUGCACCAGUUGUCCAUACAAAGCUAAACAAAAAUAUUAUUUGAAAAGCCACAUACACACGCAUCAUUUGGACAGACAGUAUAUUAUUUGGCAUGAAUGUGACAAGUGUCCAUACAUAGGUAAAAGAAACUCAGAUUUACAAAAACACAUAAAGGCGCAUCAUUUGGAUGCAAAAGACAUCGAAUGGUAUGAAUGUAAGCAAUGCCCAUAUAAAGCUAAAGGAAACUCAACCUUAAAAAGACACAUAAGCACACACCACGUGAAUCGCCCGGAUAUUAAGCAGUACGAAUGUGACAAGUGCCCAUACAAAGCUAAACAACAGUCAGAUUUGAAAAAACACACAAAUAACCGACAUUCAGAUAACCAAAACGUUAAAUGGUACGAAUGCGAGAAGUGUCCAUUUAAAGCUAAAAAUACGUCGUCGUUAAACAGACACGUAAAUUCGCAGCAUUUGAAUGAAGAAAAUGCCAAGUGGUACGAAUGUAAAGAGUGCCCAUACAAAGCUAAAGAUGUUUCUAAUUAUAAAAGGCACGUGAUAGUGCGGCAUUUGGACGAACAAGAUAUUAAAUGGUAUGAAUGUGAACAGUGUCCAUACAAAACUAAAAGGAAUUAUCAUUUAAAAAGUCACAUAAACACCCAACAUUUGGAUAGGGAAAGUAUUAAAUGGUAUGAAUGCGAAAAGUGCCAAUUUAAAGGUAAACACAAGUCGUCGUUAAAUAGACACAUAAAUGCGCAGCAUUUGGAUGAGGAAAAUGUUAAGUGGAAUGAGUGUGAAGAGUGUUCAUUUAAAACUAAAUAUAAGACUAAUUUGAGAAAUCACGUCAAGACAAUUCAUUUGAAAGAAGAGGAAAUAAUAUGACUUCAAGUUUUUAUAUUCCCGUUUUGUCCUUUUAUUUUAUUAAUUUUUUUUACGAUUUUGGAAACUCGUUCAUUUUGUCAUUAUUUAUUAUUUAUUAAACGCAACAGUAAUAAAUGU